This is a messenger RNA of Punctularia strigosozonata HHB-11173 SS5, 891 nucleotides long. Its product is annotated as aldo/keto reductase. The coding region runs from base 1 to 891 and encodes 296 amino acids. Lineage: Eukaryota; Fungi; Basidiomycota; Agaricomycetes; Corticiales; Punctulariaceae. Gene Ontology annotation, cellular component: cytosol. Gene Ontology annotation, molecular function: aldose reductase (NADPH) activity. The transcript is spliced from 8 exons. The record is from RefSeq and is a predicted model, not a curated record.
AUGUCCGAGCAGAUACUCGGAUUUCGGCUCAACAAUGGUCUGCUCAUGCCUGCGAUUGGCAUAGGAUGUUGGAUGGGCAUUCCCUUCGCUGGCGAAGGCGAUCACGUCACUGAGAUGGUCAAAAAAGCACUCGCUACAGGUUAUCGGCACAUUGAUACGGCUGCAAAUUACGGUAACGAGCGAUCCGUAGGCCGCGCACUGCGCGAAUCGGGUGUUGCGCGCGGUGAUAUCUGGAUUACCACCAAGCUCGACCAUAAGGAUCAUGGUCGAGUUGCGCAGGCGCUAGACGACAGCCUUGCAAAGCUCGGGGUCGAUUACGUAGACCUCUAUCUCGUUCACUGGCCUCUUGCCGUAGAUCCAGACACAGGACGAACACUACAGCCAGACGAACACCCCACUAUUGCCGACACAUGGGCGCAGAUGGAAACCCUCCUCCUCACAGGCAAAACACGUACCAUAGGUGUAUCCAAUUUCAGCAUCAGAACCCUUUCCAUUCUCCUCGCAACCCAUACCAAGAUCACGCCUGCCGUGAACCAAGUCGAGAUGCACCCGUACCUCCCGCAGCACGCUCUGCGCGCAUUCUGCAUAGAGCGAGGUAUACAUCUCACCGCGUACUCGCCUUUAGGUAAGAAUGAGCUCAAGGAAGAGGAGGUGCUGCGCGGAACGAGUGUCGUGCCGAAGACGUCGCACGAGGAGAGAAUGAGGGAGAACUUGCAGUUCUUAGAGUUGAGCUCCGAGGAGAUGGAAGCCAUAGACGGGCUGCACACAAUGAGUUCGGGGAAGCACAGGAGUGUGUGCAAGUUCCAUUCAACCGAAUUCGGCGGGUCGUGCUUCGGUUGGACGUAUGCUCAGCUCGGGUGGAACAUGACUGUGGGGGGCGUAGCUAACUGA